This is a messenger RNA of Diaporthe batatas, 1393 nucleotides long. RefSeq lists its product as uncharacterized. The transcript has 3 exons. Lineage: Eukaryota; Fungi; Ascomycota; Sordariomycetes; Diaporthales; Diaporthaceae. Bases 263 to 1393 code for a protein of 376 amino acids. The record is from RefSeq and is a predicted model, not a curated record.
CUGGAGACUACAAAAUCAUACAUUAUUUAGGUACUAAAAAAUCCAACUCGUCUUGCUACUUGACCCAAUUCCAUUCUAAUUCCAUCCUCCGCUGAUCAUGAAAAUCCAUUGACAUUCUGCUGCUGCGAGAGUUUUCAGUCUGCAGCAGCCAUACAAAGUCUGCCCACAUCCCAUCAACAACAUCCAUUUCUUGCCCCAUUGUUACAGUCAAUUCAUACCAACUGUUCCCGACAACAAAAGAAGACACCUCACAGUUUUCAAAAUGGAACGACCAACAUGUUUGGACAUGAACUGCGGCGGGCUCACCUUCCUGAUCAUGAUCAACGCCCUGUGGGAACAGUUUACCGCGAAAAAAGGCCCACGACGCGGGGAGGAGCCCCCAGGGAACCAAGAAGCAGCAGCAGCCCUCAUCACAAAGAGCCCUCGGAGGGAACACAUGGCCGCCGCCAAAGCCGCCGCCCCCACGCAGUUCCGCCGCUUCCCAGACCUCCCCGCGGAGGUGCGCCUCCUGAUCUGGGAGGAGGCCGCGCGCUACAAGCGAUACGUCGUUCUCGUCCCGCCCUGCAACAGCGUCUUCGCCUGUUUCAAAUUCUGGAUGGAUUUUGCCAAAUAUGAUGACCCCAAGUUCGCGGGGCGGCGCCGGCCCCUCUGGACGUCGCCGACGCCCCCGCCGACCAUGUUGUCUGUGAGCUCCGAGGCGCGCCACGUCGCGCUGAAGGUGUGGCGGCCUGCGUUUGCGUGUGAGGUGUUUCCUGCUGCGGUGUACAUCAAUUUCGACCAGGAUGACGUUGUGAUAAAAUCGAACGCGCUCGUCACACACACCUCUUUUGGCAUGGGUGGUCCCAUCGACAGAAUCUUCCGGCCUUGGGAGGAGUGGGUGGCCACGAUGACGAUCAGCUGUUGGAAACACACAGAAGAUGUAGAGAAUAUCCAGAGGCUUGUGGCAUGUGGGAACUUCAUGAGAGGAAUAAGGGAUUAUGCGGGCGCACAGGACGAAUUUAUGACGGGACUAAAAUCUCUCAUCAUGAUCAGGAUUGGUAACCUGCAGUUGCCUCACGCCAGGAAGUUUUACGUGGGAACCAGUCGCUCGGGCAAGGGCGCACCUCUUCUGUCGCUCGGCGGCAUCGAUUUUGCGAACACCGCAGAAAACUCCUGGCUCCGGCCCGCGAUCACCCGGUCCUUCGCGGAGAUAGAGGUCAUCAACUUCGCCGGGGGCACAGCAUCGACAGACGUAGGGACUUGGUGGAAUUUGGGCCCGCAAACUCUUGGCUGGAACCUGAUACGGAGUGGUGGGCCCAGGUCGGUUGACCUAGGACCAGGAAAGCGGUGUGUGGAGCAUUCGAAAUGGUACUGUCAGACCAGGAAGAUGACGAACAUAUGGUACGCGGUCUAG